This is a messenger RNA of Megachile rotundata (alfalfa leafcutting bee), 2284 nucleotides long. RefSeq names its product ribosomal protein S26. Gene Ontology annotation, cellular component: cytosolic small ribosomal subunit; transcription regulator complex; chromatin. Gene Ontology annotation, biological process: translation; regulation of transcription by RNA polymerase II. The record is from RefSeq and is a predicted model, not a curated record. Lineage: Eukaryota; Metazoa; Arthropoda; Insecta; Hymenoptera; Megachilidae. Gene Ontology annotation, molecular function: structural constituent of ribosome; RNA polymerase II cis-regulatory region sequence-specific DNA binding; DNA-binding transcription factor activity, RNA polymerase II-specific.
AAAAGUAGUGUGUUUGUAUAAAAAUAUAAUCGCUUAUUUGGUAUUAACUUAAAAAUCCGCAUUAAUUGAUGAGUUUUAAAUAGUUUUUUAUAAUUGGCGGUACAACCCAUGCGCAGGCAAGCAACCAAUCAAUUUGGGUUCCUUCAAUACGGUUCCCCUCACAUUUGAGUUCUGUCCAGCAAUCGCACGCAUGCGCAACCCCUUAUCAACUUACAUAUACGAGAAAGAGAAAUAACGACCACAAUUAUUAUCCUCUCUCUCUUGUGUCAAUUUCAACUUCUUUCACGGAGCGCGCAGUCUAUCUGUAUAUGUCUAUGCGCGCGACUAACUGUGGCCAGCCAUUUUGAUUAGUAACAUGGCGUCUUCGGAGAUUAAUAUGGCGUCCUCGGACAUAAUAACCGAAGUGGAGAUUCAACCAGAUAUCCAAGAGGUUGAAAUAGAAACGAUACCGGUAGAAAUACCCUGUGAGACCGUGGAAACUACUAUCGAGGGAGAAGAUGGACAACCGAUGAUAGCUCUUCAAACGCUUCCAGAACCAGGACGCGAAGAAAUCAUACUACAGACGCAAGAGGAAAUUGUCGGCAGUGAUCCGUUGAGCGUGUACGAUCAGAUCCCGGUACCAGAGAACGAUAUUUAUGUCGAGUCAAGUCCUGGCCCAUCAAGAAAGGGUCCCAAGAAGGCCAGAAAGAGUGGUUCGUCGAAAUUCAGAACGUCCGAUCAUACGAUUUUUGGGGAGAUGGGCUCGGAAACGAAGGCUAGAAAGUGGGAGCAGAAGCAAGUGCAAAUCAAGACGCUCGAAGGUGAAUUCUCGGUGACGAUGUGGGCAUCGGGCACCGAUGACGGGAGUGUCCUAUUAGCUCCUCACCUGGUGGAUGUUCCAGAUGAAGGCUCAAAUCCAGAGCCUGAUCCAGACUACACAGAAUAUAUGACUGGUAAAUCCAAUGCCAAAUUCAAUCACUCUGGAAGCUCCAUUUCUGAUGGAAUGCCAGGUCUUGACCUUUCGGAUCCAAAACAGUUGGCAGAAUUUGCUAGACCUGGUCACAAAUUGAAAGUACGCAAGCCUCCUGUUUUAGACGGCGUUGAACGCACUAUAGCUUGCCCACAUAAAGGAUGCACAAAAAUGUUUAGAGAUAACAGUGCAAUGCGUAAACAUUUGCACACUCAUGGACCAAGAGUACACGUAUGUGCAGAGUGUGGAAAAGCUUUUGUAGAAAGCUCAAAAUUGAAAAGGCACCAGUUGGUUCAUACGGGGGAAAAACCUUUUCAAUGUACAUUUGAAGGAUGUGGCAAAAGGUUUAGCCUUGACUUUAAUCUUCGUACUCAUGUUAGAAUUCAUACUGGAGAUAGACCUUAUGUUUGUCCAUUUGACGGAUGCAGCAAAAAGUUUGCACAAUCAACGAAUUUAAAAUCACAUAUAUUAACACAUGCAAAAGCUAAAACAAGUGAUGAGACGAAAUUUCCAAUCCACAGGUCACGUAAUGCGAUUGGAAGACAAGUACAACAAAUUCAACUUCAACAACCUCAAUUUGUUCAAGUUGAAGUUGCAGAUGUGGAUAAUCAACAGUUUAUUGUUUAUGCUGAUUAGCCCCCCUAAACAAUGAUCUCAUAUCCUAUUAAACUUAUUCUGGAGUAUCGUAAUCAUUAAUUAGUAAUCUAAACAGUGUAAAUAUUUUCACGAUACAAGUGAUGUGGGCAGGACAUUACUAAAGCUGUUAGUUAUCUUAAGAGAAGAAAUUAAUCGAUUUAUACCUCUGUGCUUAGACGCAAAGUAAAUGGAUAUCACAAGCACUAUACUACGACAAAAAAAACGUUAAAAACCUACACAAGAGAAGGUAGAAUAUCUUCUGAAACACACGAAGUAGAAUGUUGCGCACUGCUCAAUCUCGUGUCUAAGUAACUAAAUGAUACCUAGUGCGCUCUCAUAAUAACAACUGUAUAUAUUUAUACGUAAAGUAAAAUAUUGUAUACAGUAUAUUUUGGAGAAAUUCUGAUGAGAAUAAACUACAAAAUACGUCUUUUCCGUCGGACUCAAUCGUACCAUUUUAAUAUACUUUUUACACUACAUAAUGGUAAUUGUUAAUAGUCAUUGGGAAAUGAAAACCUGCGUCUAUUGUGUAUUAUACUUUAAUGUUUGCAAAAUACGACACAUUUAUUCCUGUAAAAUUAUUAAGAUGUUUUUAAGUAUUGUCUAUGUAAAUAGACAGUGAAAGCAUUGUAAGAUCAAAUGAAUGUGUGUUUAAUAUUGUCAGCAUUUGAAAAAAAACUGAUUAAUUCGAAAGACUUA